AUGCGCGGCUGGGCUUCCGGUGGUGGUGUCUACGAAGAUUUCCUGCGCCUGGUCACUGCUCCCAGCGGUAGACGCGACGCAACCCGUCUCAACCGCCUCGUCAAUGCCCUUGUUGCUAUGAGCGAUCGCAUUGAAGGAUCUGGCAUGGAAGGAUUAGAAGAGCGCGUCGCAUUUAAGGAGAUGAGUCGCGCUGUUACUGGUUGGAUUACUCACGAAGAUGUUCAGUUCGUCGAAUCAUCCACACUCCUCGGCCUUCCCCUAACAGGCGACGCCCGCAUCGCCCAAACAGCAGAAAUGAGCCGCCGCUAUUACGGCGUCAUUAUGGCAGGUGGCCAUUAA
This is a messenger RNA of Penicillium canescens, 339 nucleotides long. RefSeq lists its product as uncharacterized. The transcript is spliced from 2 exons. Bases 1 to 339 code for a protein of 112 amino acids. The record is from RefSeq and is a predicted model, not a curated record. Lineage: Eukaryota; Fungi; Ascomycota; Eurotiomycetes; Eurotiales; Aspergillaceae.